This is a messenger RNA of Anolis sagrei ordinatus, 3564 nucleotides long. It is a transcript of the gene FJX1, whose product is annotated as four-jointed box kinase 1. NCBI's taxonomy places the organism in Eukaryota, Metazoa, Chordata, Lepidosauria, Squamata, Anolidae. The record is from RefSeq and is a predicted model, not a curated record. Gene Ontology annotation, biological process: cell-cell signaling.
CGGGCCGGGCUCGAGUUAGAGGAGCCCCGGGGGGAUCAGGAGCGCCUGUCCUGGCUUCUCCUUGCCCCGCGAACUAAGGGGGGGCCCACUCGACGGAAAGGCAUCGCUGCUUUAAGAACGGCGCGGGAGGCUGGGCCGCGCGCCUCCCCGCGUGCUCUCUCUCUCUCUCUUCUACUCCUCGGCUCCGCUUCUUUCUGGGUCUGGGCGCAGACGCUGUUCGGGGCAGAGGCGCCACUCCACGCUGCCUGCCUUCCUUGCAGAGAGCCAGGGGACUCCGCCACGGCCAUGCCCCGGAGGAGGAGCAGGAGCCGCCGCCGCGAGGUGUGCCCGCGCGGGGCUCCCGGGGGAAGGGACUGAGCCCGGGCGGAGGACGCGGAGCAGGAGGAGGAGGAGGAGGAGGAGGAGGAUGGUCCGGGCGGGGCUGGGCCGGGCGGCGGCGCUGGCUGUGCUGCUGGCCUCGGCUUCCUUGGCGGGGCUGUGGGUCGGGCGCCUGGCGGAGCGGCCGGGGCGCUUCCCGCGGGAGAGCUCGCCCGCCCUCAGCCCCUCGGCGCCCAAAACUUUCCGGACGCUGCUGACGCUGCCGGGCGAGGAGCAGAGGCCGAGCCGGGCCCGGGCCCGCGUGGGGCGGGAGCGAGAGCGCGGGAGAGCGGCGGCGGCGUCCCCGGUGCGCGGCGGGAUCUUCUGGAGCCGUUGGCUGGAGGCGCAGGUGCCGCGCGGCUUCCCGGCGUCGGAGGCGUCCUCGUGGCUGGCGGCGGCGCGGGCGGCGGCGGUGGUGGGCCUGGAGCGGGGCGGCUGCGGCCGGGCGCCCAACCGCCUGGCCCGCCUCUCGGACGGGAGCCGCGCCUGCGUGCGCUACGGCAUCAACCCGGAGCAGGUCCAGGGCGAGGCGCUCUCCUACCACCUGGCCGGCCUGCUGGGCUUCCAGGAGCGCCUCCCGCCCGUGGCGCUGUCCCGCGUGGAGGCCUCGGGCGCGGGCGGGCGGCGCUGGGCGGCCGUGGGCGAGGAGCUGCGCGGCGCGCCCUGGGCCGAGGGCGCCGUGGUCAGCCUGGCCCGCUGGGUCGACAACCUCACCGACGUGGUGGCCCCGCAGCCCUGGCGCGCCCCCCUCCGCGAGGCCGGGCCCGGCGCCCUCUCCCCGCCCGCCCUGCGUGGACUCAGCCUGGCCCAGCUGGUCGAGCUGGUCCAGUGGAGUGACCUCAUCCUCUUCGACUACCUGACUGCCAACUUUGACCGCCUGGUCAGCAACCUCUUCAGCCUCCAGUGGGACCCCCGUGUCAUGCACCGCGCCACACGCAACCUCCACCGUGCACCUGACGGCGGGCUGGUCUUCCUGGACAACGAGGCCGGCCUGGGCCAUGGGUACCGGCUCCUAGCUGUCUGGGACCGCUACAACGAGCCGCUCCUCCGCUCCGUCUGCAUCUUCCGUGAGGGCACUGCUGCCCGCGUCCGCGACCUCCACCGCCUCCGCAACGCUGCUUCUGAGCUGCUGCACAUCUACCGCACCCGGGAGCCCCUUGCCGAGAGCCUGGGAUUCCUUUCUGACCAGCAAGCAAGGCUCCUACAGGAGCGCAUCGACCUGGUCCACCAGCACAUCCUUGACUGUCAGGCCCAGGCCGCCCAGGAGCACCUCUGAAGGCGCCCCGAAGGAAGGACGCCCCAAGAACCUGGCCCAGGAAGAAAGGGAUUCUACCCGAACCUGCCUGGGAUGUAGGACCAGCCGCAGGAGUGGACCUGCUACCUUGCCGGUUGUCUUGGACCACAGAGACUCACCACAGACUCUGUAGAGCAGACAUGGGCAAACUUGCCUGCUAUUGAGACAUUAUUUCAUGCCAGGAUCCUGGUGGAAUGUGCUCUUCCUUUGUUUGAUACCCAACGGUUUUGAAUCCCAGUCACUGAGUUGUCGGAGGCCAACCAUGUCCUCAGAUGACAUCCGGCCAGGUCAAAGUGAUAGUUCACGUGAUAGGACUCUUCCCUUUUAAGCAUUGGGUGCACCACUGGCCCCUCUGCACCUGUUCUGCACUCUUGUCUGUUCUAAGACUAGGCCAGCACAUCACAGUUCCUUGCACAUUUUAGUUUGCUCCGGCUUGCUUUCAAGACCCAGCAAAGGGCCUUUGAGUGUUACCCAGUCCCUGCUGCUGGGGCUAAAUGGGCUGUUUUGUCCUUUAGUGGGAGACCAUGAGAAUCCCCCACGUAAAACCAAGGCAUCAUUAUCAUAAGUAUAUCUUUUUAAGUGGUAUAUAUUUCGCUGUAUUGGUUUUACACUGCUUUUUCUUUCCAGUGUGUCUUUCUCUUAAUGCAGGCCAGGGCAUACUUGGGCCCUCCCUCCAGGUGUUUUGAACUUCAACUCCCACAAUUCCUAACAGCCUCAGGCCCUUCCCUUUUCCCCCUCAGCCACUUAAGCAAGGAGGAGAAGGAAACGCUUAAGCAGCUGAGUGGGAAAAGGAAAGGGCCUGAGGCUGUUGGGAGUUGUGGGAGUUGAAGUCCAAAACACCUGGAGGGAGGGCCCAAGUUUGCCCAUGCAUGAGCUGUCUCAACCUUAUUUGCAUAUGGUUUCUGAUUGGCCAGACUCAACAUUGUAACAUUCUUAAAUGGCUCAGGGGGAAAAGGAAGGGGCCUGAGGCUGUUAGGAGUUGUGGGAGUUGCAGUCCAAAACACCUGGAGGGAGGGCCCAAGUUAACCCAGGCCUGGCUUAGGCGGACUCCUUUCCUGCCACUAGGAAUGGUGGGAGUUGCAAUCCAAAAUGCCUGGAGGGAGGGCCCAAGUUUGGCCAUUCAUGAGCUAUCUCAACCUAAUUUGCAUAUCAUUUCUAAUUGGCCAGCCUCAAUAUCUAACAUUUUUAAGCAGCUGAGGGGGAAAAGGAAGGGGCCUGAGGCUGUUAAGGAAUUGUGGGAAUUGAAGUCCCAAGUUUGCCCAGGCCUGCCUUAAUGGCUCUUAAGAGCUUCCCUUAAUAAUUUAGUUGUUUGCUUUAAAAAAAAAAAAAGAAAGAGGCCAUGUACAAAAUACAUUGCCGUUGGAAGGAACCAGUGACCAGAGGAAGGACCAGAAGUUUCAUCCCUGCCACACCCUUUUAAAAAAUCCUUUAAAACUCAAUCGCAUUUGCAUUCCACUUUGGGAACUUUUUUGUCUUUUCGGGAUCUUUCCAGCCACAGAUGUCCUCGAAAGUUAACAAGUGGGCAGAGAAAGUCCCAGCGCCACUUGCUCUUGACUUUGACCAGUGAGAAGCAUCUGGGGGGGAAAAACCUCCUCCGUUUUCUUGGUGUGUCUGUUUUAUACGUAACCGCUACUGUACAGUAAAAUAAUUGACUAAUGGGGCGACAGAGGAGAAGAGGUUCCCAGGUUUGUAGUAUUGUCAGUGUAGGGAUUUUUCAACGCAUUAAUCUGGACGAGGGGGAAAUUGGUUUCAUGCACUUUACUUUGACUUUUUCUUAUUUUUUAUAAAAAGACCUUUUUAUUUUAAAAAUAAGUCUGCAGUUUAGGUACAUGAUGUAUGUUCUUAAGCUCUUCUGUAACAUACUAAAGAAAUUGAUAUUUCAGUAAAAUGUGUUAAUGUUUUUGCCUUUUGGA